GGGCGGCGAGCCCAGCGCCAACCCGCGAGCGACCGAACCCCGGCGUGCAGCCCGGAUCGCCGCCCGCCAUGGCCCGCGCUGCCCGGCUCCUCGCCGCGCUAGCCGCGCUCCUGGCCGCCGCCGCCACAGGCGGAGAUGCCCGGCCCAGCAAAAUCGCCGUGGUGGGGGCCGGGAUCGGGGGCUCUGCCGUGGCCCAUUUCCUCCAGCAGCACUUCGGCCCCCGGGUGCAGAUCGACGUGUUCGAGAAGGGGACCGUGGGCGGCCGCCUGGCCACCAUCUCAGUCAACAAGCAGCACUAUGAGAGCGGGGCCGCCUCCUUCCACUCCCUGAGCCUGCACAUGCAGGACUUCGUCAAGCAGCUGGGGCUGAGGCACCGGCGAGAGGUGGUGGGCAGGAGCGCCAUCUUCAGCGGGGAGCACUUCGUGCUGGAAGAGACGGACUGGUACCUGCUGAACCUCUUCCGCCUCUGGUGGCACUACGGCAUCAGCUUCCUGAGGCUGCAGAUGUGGGUGGAGGAGGUCAUGGAGAAGUUCAUGAGGAUCUAUAAGUACCAGGCCCAUGGUUACGCCUUCUCAGGCGUGGAGGAGCUGCUCUACUCGCUGGGCGAGUCCGCCUUCGUCAACAUGACCCAGCGCUCCGUGGCCGAGUCCCUGCUCCAGGUGGGCGUCACUCAGCGCUUCAUCGACGAUGUCGUCUCUGCAGUCCUGCGGGCCAGCUACGGCCAGUCCGCGGCGAUGCCCGCCUUUGCCGGAGCCAUGUCGCUCGCUGGGGCCCAGGGCAGCCUGUGGUCUGUGGAGGGAGGCAACAAGCUGGUUUGUUCCGGUCUGCUGAAGCUCACCAAGGCCAAUGUGAUCCAUGCCACAGUGACCACUGUGACCCUGCAACAGACAGAAGGGAAACCCUUGUACUAUGUAGAGUAUGAGAACGAGGUGGGCAAUGGCUCUGACUUCUAUGACAUAGUGGUCAUCGCCACCCCCCUGCACCUGGACAACAGCAGCAGCACCAUCAGCUUCGAAGGCUUCGACCCGCCCAUCGAUGCCGUCCAGGGCCCUUUCCAGCCCACCGUCGUCUCCUUGGUCCAUGGCUACCUCAACUCUUCCUACUUUGGUUUCCCCGACCCUAAGCUUUUCCCCUUUGCCAGCAUCCUCACCACGGAUUUCCCCAACUUCUUCUGUGCCCUGGACAACAUCUGUCCCGUCAACAUCUCGGCCAACUUCCGGCGGAAGCAGCCUCAAGAGGCAGCCGUCUGGCGAGUGCAGUCCCCCAAACCCCUCCUCCGGUCCCAGCUGAAGACCCUCUUCCGCUCCUAUUACUCGGUGCAGACGGCCGAGUGGCAGGCCCACCCCCUGUACGGCUCCCACACCGGCCUCCCGCGCUUCGCCCUCCACGACCAGCUCUUCCACCUCAAUGCCCUGGAGUGGGCGGCCAGCUCCGUGGAGGUGAUGGCCGUGGCUGCCAAGAACGUGGCCCUGCUGGCCUACAACCGCUGGUACCAGGACCUAGACAAGAUUGACCAGAAGGAUCUGAUGCACAAGGUGAAGACUGAGCUGUGAGGGCUCUGGGGAGAUCCCGGAAGGUCCAUCCCCGCCGACGAUAGAUCACCCCCGCUAGCGGCCACGGUCGGGCAGGCUGCGCUCCCCCGCCAGGCCUCGCUCCGGCCCCUCGUGUGUCAAGCUGCUUCUCCUUCCGGCGUGGGUCCAGGUGGCCCGCUCUCUGCCUCUCUGUCUUAAGGACUCUCACAGUGUUUGCUUCUUUUUAAGGGGGAGAAUGAGAGAAGGGAAGGAAAUCCCAGCCCGUGUAUUCAUUUUAUUUAUUUUUUUUAAGAAGAAAUAAAAAUCCACCCUCUCCAGCUGCUUCUGAUUGGGUUUUCUAACUAGAAUGCGGGGAUCAUUGGGAGGAAAUACGGGGAAAGAACUAUGAACCAGAUUUCUUUAUUGUUUUCCAUUGCCUACUCCCAAAAUGUGUGUGAGGCAAUACCUACAAUGAAAUACAGGUACCAGACGGUUACAAAUAAAGUAGAAGGGAAGAUCAGAAAACAUCAGACAUGAUCAAAGCUUCCUCUGUACUGUGCGCUUGCUAGAUGUGAGGUGCUUAGCUGAGAACUUACUAGACACCAGCCAAGCCUCUCAACAACCCUGCAUGUCGGGAGACAUGACUGUGGUAGGACCUAAGGAAGAGAUGGUGACCUCAGUGGAGCUCUUGGGAUAGCUCUGAGCUUCCUGACAUCCAGUGGGAAAAGGGAAAUAUACCAGGCCAUAGGAAGAGAAAAGCUUUUCCUCGGCACCUGGAAGAGUUGGCCAUUGUGUCCAUUAUGCAAGGGUCGAAGAGUGAUACAGUGGACCUUUCUUGCAAGAAUACCGGUUCCUAGGUGGUGGAGGGUGGUCCAAAAAUAUCCUUCAAGCAGAUGGAGGCCCAAAUUGGCUUUGAAGUUGUUUUUGCUGUGCUGAGGUGAUGGUUGUGUCAGUGAAGAAGACGGUGCCUUUAAAGUGCACGUAGCGCGUACCUGUCGGUUAUUAUAGGAAUUAUGAAGCUGGCACAUCGGUGAGAAUGUUCUACCUCUGGUUGAAGUAGUAGAAAACCAAUCUUAAAGUGGCUUCAGCAAUAAAAAGAGGUUUUAUUGGUUAUGAGAGUCCGGGCACAGGGCAGGCAUCAGCUCUGUGCUGUGCCAGCGCCGUUUUUUCUCUCCUGGUCAAGGAUGGCCGCCAAGAGCGCCCAGGGGCAGCGGUCUCGCACGACUGUGAACACAGUCGGCUCUGGGCCAGCUGGGCAGUGGGCCCCUGCUGAACCAAUUCUAAUGUGACCGAGCAAAUGCCGCGUGCUAAUUGGUUUAAGACUCAGCUGCUGGACCAGUAAUAGGGACACAGGGGAUGAGACGAAGCUGAUUGGCUUAGAAGAGUCAGGUCCCUCCCCUGGAGCAGCCUUAUCCAGACUACAAGUUAGGAGAAGCAGAAAGGGGGUUAGAGAGAGGCACUCUGUCAACCACUUGCAGGGUGGGGCUGUGCCCUCCCCCUCUUCUCAGGGCCAGUGGAAUCAAUAUGUAAUGACAUCCUUUCAUGGUCUGUGUUUGGAAUGAAGAUGCCACGGGCUGUCCUAUUGUAACUGAUGGUCAUUGGUAUUGGACCAAGGCCAGUUUCAACCUUGUCCCUGGUAACCGUCCCUCCCUUGCAUCCCUAAGGAGGUGCGCACAGAAGAGGCAAACCAGGACAGUUACAUCGGAUCCCCAGUCCUCAGCUGGGACUUUGGCUGGUUCUUCAGAAACUUCCUUUAUCUGGGUAGACAGGCCUGAACAGCUCAGAACCAAAGCAGGCCAAAGUGCCCAUGCUGACAGCUGGCCUGCUUCCCCGAGUCCAAACCUGAGAACUGGAUCUCACCACCUCUCCGCCUGCAAGGAAAAGCCAGAGAUUCCUGAAGAUAGGAGACGGGAUCAUAAGUUCCGGCAGGAAGCCUUGGCCCCAGGGCCCACCCCAGCCUUCUCAGACCAGGACAGAAGCCCCCAAGGGCCCACAGCCCUCUGGGAGAAGAGAGAGCAUUUGCAGAGACAGCCCUGUAAUUUGCCAAACAGAGCAGGAAGGAGGCCACACUCAUACUCAGUGGUCCUGGGGCAGUGUGGUGGACAUUUAAAACUCUUUGCAGGGUCUCCAUCCCUACAGCAGGUGACCUAAGCAACACUUGAACACUUGGGGGUGUGGGAGGUGGUGGAGGAUAGAGCUGGGGGUGGCUAAAGAAUAGGAGGGGCGAGAGGAAUGCCUUGGUCCCGAUGCACCAUUUUUUUAAAAUUUUUUUAAACGUUUAUUUAUUUUUGAGACAGAGACAGAGCAUGAACGGGGGAGGGUCAGAGAGAGAGGGGGACACAAAAUCCAAAACAGGCCCCAGGCUCUCUGAGUGGUGGGCACACAGCCCGAUGCAGGGCUUGAACUCAGGGACCGCGAGAUCAUGACCCGAGCGAAGGUGGGAGGUUUAACUGACUGAGCCACCCAGGCACCCCCCUACCCCACCUGACACACCUUUGAAGGAGCAACAGGAGCUGGGGCAAACCUUGGGCUCCCCCUAGAGGCCUCUGUGCAUGCGUGCAUGCAUGCAUUCAGCAUGCAUUCAUGCAUCCAGCCCUGCACUCUUUUGCACUGGAGCCCGUGCUGAGUGCUGGAGAUGCAGAUAAGGCCCCUAUGCUCAUGGAGUGGGGGGUUCUUACCAGACAGUGUAAAAUAUGAGUCACACACAGACUCAAACCAAAGGAGGUUCCUGGGCACAGUGUAGACCCAGCUCUCUCCUUGGACCUCCAAAGGUCCUGAGCUCCCUGCUGCUGCCUUUAAACCAGGGGACUAGAAAGGGCCAGCUGCCAGCCCAGGCUCCCAAGGCCAAGUUCCUAGGCUGCAGAAUGGUAACACUGGGAAAGACCCUGAAGAUCCGAAAUCCCAUCUGCUUGUUUCACAGACGAGAAUACUGAAGCCCAGAAAGUUAGGAAAAAGCAACAUCCAUAUAAAACUAACCGGCACUUAGUGAGGAUCUCUGGGUGUCUGAUGCUCCAGUAGGAGAACAGCCUGUCCCACCCGGAUGAGGAGUCUCCCCGCCCAAUCCCUAUGCCCCAGGGAACCCGAGUCUCCCACUAGAGCAACCAUCCUGCAGCUCAGUUCUUCCCACGCCUGCACCCCACCACAAGGCCUUGACGCCGUGGGUCCCUCGUGUGCUGCUGAAGUCUUACUAAGGCCUGGAGAGCGGGCUGUGGGGCCUCACAGGCGAACAACCCCUGGGGAGGAGGGCCGGCUGCUGGAGGCAUCAGCUUGGGCUGGCACAUGAAGUCUAUUUUCCAUGUGUCUGGAACCAGGCCAAAGCUUCCUGGGGUAAUUUUAACCAGUAUCCGCUCUAGAACAAUACCAAAAAAGGUAAGUUGCUUACCACCCCAGACAGGCUCAUACCUAAUCAUUGCCCUUUCAUGAAUUGGAGUCUUAAAACCUUCAGAGCUAAAACUGCUUUAGGCACUGAAGGAAGAGUCGCCAAAGUGGCCCUCUGUUGGCUGUUGGCCCUCCUGUUGAAAUUAACCCUGAAGUGCCAGCUGUUCUUAACCUCACAAAAUAGCCUGAGCCCCUCAGCUGUCUUGGAGGAGGGAAGGUAUUUUUAGACCCUGGAACAACUGGUUUAGGACUAGCUGCGGGGGACUAGGAGGUCAGGGGGAGGAUUGAAUUGCAAGGAGGUAAUGGGGGGAGCGGGGACUUAUCCAAAGGGCAGGAACCAGCAGGGGUUUAACGACAAGGCAGUCCACACUGCCUUUCUGAUCAGCAAAGUAUCUUGAUAUAAGCCAGCGGUUCUCCCAAGUUCUCCAAGUGUGGCCCCCGGACAAGCAGUUAUCACCCGGGAACCACUGCAUUGGAAAUGCGAAGUCUCAGCUCCCACCUGGAACCCCUGCACGUGGGGCCCCCGCGAUCUGUGUUUUAACGAGUACUCCAGGUGAUUCUGGCGCUAGCUAAAGUUUAGGAACCGCCGAUAUCAUGAAACCAUCUAUCCAGAUCCCCUUACACAUAAGGCUGGAGGAAAGGAUGAUCGACACGGGUGCUUCCCAACUCUUGAGUGUCUGUUCAAAGCAAGGGAUCCCAGCCCGGAAAAAUCCAUACCCGCGUGAAAGUUUCAGGGGCUGGCUGGCCCAGAUUAAAAACCCCCCACUCUCUGGCAACCUGAAGGCUCUUCUGUGGGUCUAGGGCUGACCUGCAGAGAAUCUCAGAGCUGAAAGAGCCCUUCUAGGUCACUUACUCUAACCAAAGCAGGAUCUGCUCCACAGUAUCCAUAGAGCUUCAGCAUUAGCCGGGCUUUUCCAGAAACCGGAAGCUCCCCGCUUCCCUAAGAGCUUGCUCGCAACCGUCCUUGACUUAUCUGGGGGAGAGAUGGUGCUUGUUCACUCCUAUAUAGGUUUAUAUCAACGAAGCUCCAAUAACAUGGUUGAAGUAGGCUUACAAACCCAAAUUAAAGGAAGUAUGUGACUGCCCUAAA
Molecule: messenger RNA, 5979 nt
Organism: Felis catus (domestic cat)
Lineage: Eukaryota; Metazoa; Chordata; Mammalia; Carnivora; Felidae
Gene: PCYOX1L
Product: prenylcysteine oxidase 1 like
Exons: 6
Coding region: 69-1553 (494 amino acids)
Biological process (GO): prenylated protein catabolic process; prenylcysteine catabolic process
Molecular function (GO): prenylcysteine oxidase activity
Source: RefSeq, a predicted model, not a curated record